Messenger RNA from Penicillium concentricum, 1434 nucleotides. RefSeq lists its product as uncharacterized. The record is from RefSeq and is a predicted model, not a curated record. Bases 1 to 1434 code for a protein of 477 amino acids. The transcript is spliced from 5 exons. Lineage: Eukaryota; Fungi; Ascomycota; Eurotiomycetes; Eurotiales; Aspergillaceae.
AUGCCCGCCAGGAAGGCAAAAUCAGUUUCAAAAUCACCGACGGAAUCCAUGCUAUCGCUGUCGACACCGCAGGGAACGAAACGCCGAAAGACAUCGGACGAGACACCAAAGGCAAAGAAACGCAAAGUCAUACAAGGACAGGCCAGUGAAGCAGAAUCCGAGUAUGUGCCAUCUGCGAAAGAUUUGAUCAGCGACGUCCCAAGAGAUGAAAAUUUUACAAUUGACAUGUUACUUCCGGAUCUCGCUACAUCGUACGUGGGUCGAUUCAAAACGCCCGUACCAGUACGGCCGGAAAGGAAGGCAUGGCCACGACAAUCUAGUCCCCUGAUAGAUCCUGACAAAUUGCCUUCGGGCUGGAGCAUGGCUGAGCGGGAUCUAAGCCCACAUGAUCUCGAUGCACAAAUUGAAAGAUGCCACGUGAGAAUCAAAGAGAAUAUCAUGCCUCACAUCUUUGAACACAGACUAAAGGGAUUGAAAUUCUGGCAGGCCGGCCGAAUUGCACUGCGCGAAUCGGAACCUGGGAACCAUAGCUUGGAGGUCCUCAAACGCUUGGAAAUUCUGAGGAACAUGGAAGUUGAACUACAAAGCUUGGAUGACUUCAAUCAGCUCCCUAAUGUCCGGGCACUGCUGAAGGCCUACCGCGGAGGAACGCUUCAUUGGAAUCAAGAAAUGGUCACUUAUUGGUCCAAAGGUGUGCAAUUGUGUGAGCCAAGGCCGUUCAAUUGGGAUGAAUUUGAGGUUCUCAACGCGCACCAUUCUGGUAGAACCGGAUUUUGGAUGGAAGGACUACUUGGGCCCGGACCUUCAUACUCACUGGCAGCCAUUGGUUUAGGUGGACAACCCCCGCCUAAUGGAUUUUUUAUUCGCACGUAUAUGAUUGCCAUUCGCGUCCCCGGCACGAGGUGGUACGCAGAGCUUGAGUUCAUAUAUGACACUGGGGCAUCCAUCAUGACACUAUAUGCGGGUGAUCUUCAACAUAUUAUGGGAAGAUCGACUGGGGAACCCCAAGUCAUGGGACUAAACACAGUAGAACUGGCCGAUGGUAGACUACAGACUGGCCCAGUGGUUGAACUUGAAGUCACCAUACUGGAUACCGAUGAAAGGCGGAUGACAAAAUGGGUCAGAGUGCAAUGUCAGGUAGAUCGAGGUUGGAGUAAUGGAUUGAACAGAUUGGAUGGCCCAUGGCUACGGCAAAUGCUAUAUACAGCGUCAGCCCCACGCGGCGAGGAUGACAUGCUGUGGAUUGCGAAUAGCUACCCUCAAAUCAUCGCUGCUUUACCUGAUACAGGUGAUACUCGAAGUGCUCCGACUCUGGUUCCCGCAAAACUGCCCUUGGAUCCAGGUGGGCGACCCUUGCUGUGGCCUCGAGGACGUCCUGGACCUCAGGAACCCGCUCCACCCGUUCUGCGUCAAAAGAUGCCCAGAGCUGCAUAG